Molecule: messenger RNA, 201 nt
Organism: Penicillium argentinense
Lineage: Eukaryota; Fungi; Ascomycota; Eurotiomycetes; Eurotiales; Aspergillaceae
Exons: 1
Coding region: 1-201 (66 amino acids)
Source: RefSeq, a predicted model, not a curated record
AUGCCGCGGGCUGAUGCCGUGAAUGAUGCCGCGUUCGGGGUUGGUUGGGGCCCCGGCGUGGCUGUUUUCGGCACGGCAUUCAUCGCAUCUCGGCACGAACAGUCAACCACGAGGACACACGAGGCACACGAGGACCGAGUCGAGCGAGAGUCGAUCGCAAAUAAACAUAAGGCCUUGUGGAGUGAUGGAGAGGCGGAGUAG